Molecule: messenger RNA, 2433 nt
Organism: Strigops habroptila (Kakapo)
Lineage: Eukaryota; Metazoa; Chordata; Aves; Psittaciformes; Psittacidae
Gene: GLOD4
Product: glyoxalase domain containing 4
Exons: 9
Coding region: 279-1175 (298 amino acids)
Source: RefSeq, a predicted model, not a curated record
GAGCUCCGCUCCACCGCUGGCGGCGGCGGGGGGGGCUUCUUGGGGCUCGGCUGCUUCUCCUGCUUCUCUCCCGCCGCGCCCCGCUCCUUCCGCGGCGGCAGCACCCGCACGGGGCUCCUCCGCAGCGCCCGCACCCCGCGCCGCGCCGCCGCAGCCGCCUCCCGGGGCCCGCCGGGCCUCAGCAGCGACCGGCACAGCCCCGGCGCCAGCCUGCCCAGCGCAGCCAUCUUGCGCCGUCAGCGCUGCGCGACGGGCGCCCGCGGAGUGACGCCGCCGCCAUGGGGUGCCGACGGGCGCUGCACUUCGUCUUCAAAGUGGGCGAUCGCCCCCGGACCGCGCGGUUCUACCGCGACCUGCUGGGCAUGAGCGUGCUGAGGCAUGAGGAGUUCGAGGAGGGCUGCAAAGCCAGCUGCAACGGCCCUUAUGAUGGAAAAUGGAGCAAAACGAUGGUGGGCUACGGGCCAGAAGACAACCACUUUGUUGCAGAGUUGACUUACAAUUAUGGAAUUGGAGAAUAUCGCCUAGGCAACGACUUUCUGGGCAUAACACUUGUGUCCAGCCAGGCUGUGAGCAAUGCUAAGAAGAUGGGGUGGCCCAUCAGAGAAGUCACCACUGGUGUUUUUGAAACUGAAGCCCCAGGGGGAUACAAGUUCUACCUGGAAGACAAGGAACAGCUCAAGCAAGAUCCUGUGCAGAAGGUGACCUUGGGUGUCUCCAAUCUCCAGAAGUCUGUAAAUUACUGGUCUAAUUUGCUCGAGAUGAAAAUCUACGAGAAGGAUGAGGAAAAGCAAAGGGCUUUGCUGGGCUAUGCAGAUAACCAGUGUAAGCUGGAGCUGAAGGCUGUUGGAGGAGCAGUGGAUCACGGGACAGCGUUUGGCCGAAUCGCCUUCUCCUGUGCAAAGGAAGAGUUGCCAAAGAUUGAAGCGCUGAUGAAAAAAGAGAAUCAGAAAAUUCUAACACCUCUGGUCAGCUUGGACACACCUGGCAAAGCCACAGUGCAAGUGGUUAUUUUGGCAGAUCCUGAUGGCCAUGAGAUCUGCUUUGUGGGAGAUGAAGCAUUUAGAGAUCUGUCCAAGGUGGACCCUAAUGGUGCCAAACUGUUGGAUGAUGCCAUGGCGUCAGACAACAGUGACAAAUGGUUUGCUGCGCAGAAUAUGAAGAAGGCUGCUGCUUAGCUGGAGGAGAGACUGGGCUGCUCCUUCUUGCUAUGGUUUUCAUCCAGGAAAAAUGCCAAUCCCAUGUACCGUGUUGCGUUACCCCUUCCAGUAAGAGGGUGCUAUUGUGUCCUGCAUUGUUUAUUUGAUUUAAGCUUUUGUCUCUUCCUGCUGCUUACUCCUUUCAAGCAUGUUCUCCUUCAAAAAAAGUCAGGCUGCACAGCAGGGAGCAGGUUGAGCCCGUGGCUUCCAAAACAGGUCCUCCAUUAAGAGGAAGACCUCACACUUUUGUGGUGGUAUACUUGGAAAAGAGGUUGCUUGACUAAUUACAGUACCAAGUUCUCUAACUAAUUGGCUUUAGCUGUCUUGGGUUUGCUGCUUAGAGAAUGGAUUUUCAGGAGGCUGUGAGUAUUGCAGCUACCCUGCUUCAGUGGUGGAGUGUGGGUCUGAAGGGAAGGGCUGGGUAUGGGGAGCUGGAGCAGUUCAGCUGUCACAGCCUGGGCCUGUUCGCUGCAAACAGCAGAAUCACUCACUAAACCACAUGAACAUUACAGUCUGGAGCAAACUCUCUUUUCAUUCCAAGAUAUUUCCCCAGCUUUCAAGGUGAAAUCUUCACUUGAGAAGCACAGGGUGUGUUUCUCACUGGGGUCACAUUAUUGAUGUGGUGUUUUCCACCCCUUACCCAGGAGCCUUCUACAUUCCGGGCAGGAGCUGGGGCCGUGCUCCGGGGUGUGAGGCAGCGCUGUGCUGUCUGCAGAGGCGCCAGGAGGUGACUUGAAUUAAGCACAUUGUGGGUUUGCAAUUAGCUUUUGAUGAAAUUGCCUUUGGAAGUAACAGUUUGGAGUUUAUUCCGUUGGAAUGAAGUCACUCUGCUUUUGCUAGUGGAAUAAGGGCUGGGAAUGGAGGGAGUAAUUACAGCACUGUCCGCAUCAGGCACGCUGCGGUUUGUCAUCUUCAUGAAAACCUUAAAUGUUUCACAGAGAAAAAGCAGGAAAAUCAGCAGUGCUGGAAGCCACCGAGGCGUGUCAGUGCUUGUAGUGAGUAUUCUGAGUUUAAGCAGGAAAAAUCACUGUGAUUUAUGUCAUUUGAGCUUUUUGGUUUGGGUUCAAUGAUGAUUUUUGAAUCACGUAGCAAUCGAGUCAAUGCCAUGUGUAGCCGCACCCUGAAACCGGCGCUGCUUGCCGGUGUCACCGUUAAACCAAUAAAAGCGGUCCGGGAGGCCGGUUUGUGCUCCUGCUUCAGUGCACCGGCCCUUCCUCUCCCUUUUUAGUUGAGCUCC